Betta splendens (Siamese fighting fish) is the source of this 1817-nucleotide messenger RNA. RefSeq names its product leucine rich repeat containing 74B (gene lrrc74b). Bases 385 to 1488 code for a protein of 367 amino acids. The transcript has 10 exons. Gene Ontology annotation, molecular function: protein binding. NCBI's taxonomy places the organism in Eukaryota, Metazoa, Chordata, Actinopteri, Anabantiformes, Osphronemidae. The record is from RefSeq and is a predicted model, not a curated record.
UUGAUAGCGUUUUUAUCUGAACCUCCGAGUGCACGCAGCAAACAAGCCAUUUGCUUUGCUCCUGCCUUUGCUGUAAGUGCUGCUCUCCGCUGCUCAGACAGACGGCUCUCUGCAUCUCGGCGCCAUGGCAACCUGUCAACAAAACACGCCAUCCAAACUUCACACAGGGACACUGAUUUCAAGUUGGAGGGUGAUUAUUAGCUGCUAACAACUAAUGAGAACUGAAGCCCCGCUUCGUGGGAAGAACCUGGUCAAGGAGACGCGCGCGGCUGCAGCCUGAAAUCUGAGAGGAGGUAGGACAGCAGCCACCCAGCCUGACGGAGGGGCGCGUGGAGGCAUAAAGGAGCUCCAGCGAGCCGGACAGAGGUCGGCGUGCGUGGGCCAAUGGCCCGGCGCUCGGGGCCUGAUGGGAACGCACCAGGCAGAGGUGAGGAGGAGGAGGAGCCCAUCUCCGACCAGGACUACGACACCGAUUUAGAGCCGGAAGGGACCGAGCAGCCGUUUGACCCGACAGGCCGCGCCAGCUACACGGAGGCGUGCGAGGAGCUGCAGGUGGCGCCGGCCGCUUGUUUCCUGCGUCACUCGCAGAGUCAGGAGCUGUCGAUGAAGCAUUACGGCCUGGGGCCGCAGGGCACCAAAGCGCUGGCGGUUCCCCUGGCAACCAACACUUCUAUGCUGAGGCUGAACCUGAGGGAUAAUUGGAUGGAGGGAAUGGGCGGAGCUGCCGUGGCCGAGAUGUUAAAGGAAAAUUGUUACAUUACAGAAAUAGACCUAUCUGGCAACCGCCUCGGGGACAACGGGGCCCGGGCCGUUGCCGGCAUGCUGAAGGAGAACAGCACCCUGCUGAGCCUCAACUUGUCUGGAAACCGUCUGACAGACCGGUGUGCUGAGCACCUUGGCCCGGCUCUCAUCACCAACAGCAAGCUCCAGCGCCUGGACCUCAGCUACAACGGCCUGGGAGAGCGUGCAGGUCACAUCCUUGGAGACGCUCUGUCGGAGAACACGGGGUUGAGAUCUCUAAGUUUGGCCUGGAACUGCAUUAGAGGACGAGGAGCUGUGAUGUUGGCCAGUGGCCUUGAGGGAAACAUUUUCCUCAAAGAUGUGGACCUGUCAUACAAUGGCUUUGGCAAAGAAGGAGCUUUUGCUCUGGGACAGGCUCUGAGGGAGAACAAUGUUUUGGAGGAUUUGAGUGUGAGUAACAACCGAAUACCCCCUGAAGGAGCCAUCCGCCUCGCCAUGGGUCUCAGAGUAAACAAGACAAUCAAAUCCCUGAAUAUGGGCAGGAACCCCAUCCAAAGCGCUGGGUGCUAUGGGAUUCUCAAGUCUAUACGAGAGAACCCAGAUUCAGUCAUGGAAACAUUAGACUUCGCAGACAUCACAGUUAACCAGGAGUUUGAAGACUUGUACAAAGCAGUGAAAGAAGCAUUCCCUGCGCUUACAGUAAAUCACGGGGGCAGAGUUGGCACAUUCAGAAAAGCAAAAGCUUGAAAAGUAUUACUGUAAUUGCUGUACUUUUAUGCCAGAAAAGAUAGAAAAGGUCUUGUCAAAGCCCUGUGGAUGUUUUCAUCGACAGAAGAACUAAAGGAUGGAUGUCUGCAAGGAUAUCAGUUUCUAAGAAAGACUGAUACAGAGUCAUGAGAGCAUAUCUUUUUGAAUAAAAUGUAUCUUCAUGAAAUACAACUUUAUAUGUACCCAGUCAAAUGAAGAUAAAGAUACUGUUCAGUAUUUCAAUACUAGGAGAGGCAGUAGGAUCAUGUGUGCGGUUAGUGCUUGAAAUGUAGUGUUGUUGAAGUCACUGAAUAUGAGCAUACAAUACA